AAAAAUAAACCAAUCAUCCAAUUUAAAUCACGUUGAUACCAUCGAAAACCCCUCUCUGCACCUCGUUAAUGAGGCUUUAAAACUUUACCAGCGUAAGAAAAUUGUAAACUUUAAUAUAUACAUAUGUACACAUACGAACCCUACAUAUUAAAACACCUCACUAUUUUAUGAAUAUCUUCGACUAAAGUGGGAAAUACUCAUAGAUUAAAGAAUUUUAAAAAUGGAAAGUGAAUUUUAUAGAUGGACGGAUUAUUGACAGUUGGAUUAGAAAACUAUGCCUGCUUAUAUGGGAGAUGAUGGCAUCUCACCUGAACAGAGAAAAAUCAAUGAUGCUUGUCUGGAAGGAAGUUUGAAAGAUAUUAAAGAAUGUCUUGGACAGGAUGGUGUUUCGCAAUAUGUAAAGGACGGUAUGAUGCCGAUGCAUAUUGUAGCAUGCAGCGGACGUGAAGAUGUGGAAGAAAUAAUAAGCUUCUUGUUACAAAGCGGAAGUGACGUUGAUGGACAAACUAAAUCAGACGAAGACACAAUUCUUCACUUGAUUCCAAGACAUAAUAUUAUUCGGAUAGCUUUCCCGACAAUUCUUAAAAUACUAGAAUAUAAACCGGAUGUGUUCAUUAGAAAUAGGCAUUUACGUUCACCUUAUGACGAGGCAAUAGCUCUAGGAUACUAUGAGUUAGCUAAUGUUUUAGAUGGUAGUAGAAGUGCGCAAGAUGCUAGAAAAUAUUACGAGCAAGGCAUUGGCGCUAUGUAUGGUGCAAAACUAGUGGAGGCUGUUAUGAAUAGUAAAGAAGAUGUUGCAAAAGAUUGCAUAAAGAAUGGUGCUAAUGUUAAUUAUGUAAAUGAGCAUGGGGCUGGUGCAAUACAUUACCUGUUUACGCAUUAUGAGCUUCCACCAGAAAAUAUUCUUCCAUUAUUGUUCACAUCAAAAGCUGAUCCAAAUCUCAGAGAUUAUGAAGGUGAUAACUGUUUAAAUUUGGCAAUAAAAAGUCAACGUCUUAGAGAAAGUGGAAACAUGUACAAAAUUGUAAACCAACUAUUAGAAAAAGGUGCUCUCUCUACAGUCAAGGAUUUGGACGGACAUGAUGCUUUUGCUAUAGCAACAUUGAGAGAUUACAAAGACAUAGUUAAACUGAUUCGAAAGUUCAGAGCUGGUCAUCUAUCGGACGACGACGAACCUUCUAUUAUUACACCAACGGAGAAAAAGGAACAAUUCGUGCCAGCGAAAGUAAAGAAUCACGAUACACCACGGAAAGCUUCAGUGAAUAAACCAGAGACAAAUACCCCACACAAGACCUUGGACGAACCUCCUGCGCCAGUUGUAGACCCUGUAAAAGAGAAAACUCAAUUGAUGCACCAGCCAAUUAAAAAACAGCCUACGGUUACUACUUUGAAAGAAGAUGAAGACGAUGAAGAUGAUGAAGAAGAUGAUAUAUUGGAUGAUCCUGAUUUGGAUGUGAAUAAGCCAAACGAGCUUGGAUUGUAUCCAUUACACCAGGCAAUACUACGCACAGAUCCAGCAACAAGAAAUAGACUCGUUUCUAACAUUUUGGACCGCGGAGCUGACGUCAGUGCAAGAGCUCUAGAUAGUGAGGAACAUGAUGAGGGUGGCAAUACAGCACUUCACAUGGCAGUAGCAAGAGACCAGAUAGGAACCGUAAAAAUAAUUUUAGGCUACAAACCUUUAUAUGCAGUUCCAAAUAAUGAAGGGAAAAUGCCGAAUGAUAUUGCUGAAGAUAAUGAUAAUUUGGAUAUGAUGAAACUUUUAGAAGACUACAGAAGAAGUCAACUAAAUCAUGACAGGAACAAAUCUGGAUCUUGUAGUGUUCUAUGAUAUUGUAUGACAUCUUCUAAUCUAAUGUUCUGUCAUAGGCUGUAACAAGAGCUAUUAUAUGGUGUUUUAACGUUUAACAAGAAUCGUAAUCAUGCAAAAAAUCACAAUCCUGCUGAAAUAUUUACCCUUAUUUAACUUCUAAUCGUUUCAAACAAGCACCUUUUAUCUUACUGCAUGUAGCUCAUAAUUAUAGAAGUAAUUCUUUCAUUUAAUUAUUGCACAAACGAAUUUUCUGAUUUGGAAUAUGAUUCUGAUAUAUGAUAAAGAAAAUGUUUUUGAUUACCAAAAAUAUGUAUUGAAAUACAAAUGCAUUUGUUUAUUUAUUGAUACAUUUGUUAAUAACGUACCACAGAAAGGUAAAUACAC
Molecule: messenger RNA, 2197 nt
Organism: Mytilus trossulus (common blue mussel)
Lineage: Eukaryota; Metazoa; Mollusca; Bivalvia; Mytilida; Mytilidae
Exons: 19
Coding region: 275-1831 (518 amino acids)
Biological process (GO): protein localization to ciliary inversin compartment
Cellular component (GO): ciliary inversin compartment
Molecular function (GO): protein binding
Source: RefSeq, a predicted model, not a curated record